Messenger RNA from Tribolium madens (black flour beetle), 1412 nucleotides. RefSeq lists its product as uncharacterized. Bases 296 to 1168 code for a protein of 290 amino acids. The transcript has 2 exons. NCBI's taxonomy places the organism in Eukaryota, Metazoa, Arthropoda, Insecta, Coleoptera, Tenebrionidae. The record is from RefSeq and is a predicted model, not a curated record.
CAAUCUGGUGCAAAUUGGGUAAUUUUGGCAACUUUUUUGACUCGAAUUUGGUGAGUUUUAUUUUUGUGAGAUUACAGUUUUUUUGCUAAUGAGCCCGGGUGGCCUUUAACCCAAUUUUAAGACAACUUUUUCACAUUUCUCUGAGCGUUUCCCCCCGACAAAGUCGUCGAAAUUGCCAAAUUGGGGUAGGUAACAUAGAUAAAUUGCUGUUGUGUUAGCUUAAAAGGAUAAUUGUUAUCAUCCCGUGGCUUGAUAGCAGUCUCCGCACUCGCACGACACCAACUGCAGAAAAAAAAUGAACGAAACCGCCCUCCCCACCACCAUCGAAGACGACGAUUCCAGUGAAAACUUCUACGAAAAACAAGUGCUGAAACUCACCACAGUGGCGAGCUUCUCCUCAAUCCUCGCCAACAUCCUAAUCUCAAUCACAAUAAUCAAAUUCAAGAAUCUGCGUCGCGACGUCACUUAUUCCAUCAUCCUCCACCUGGUUCUGGUCCAGAUCGUGAGUCUCGUCCUCGACGAGGUCCUUCUGUGGUUCUUCACCUACUUUGGCACCCCUCUGCCCCAAUACCACACCGAAUUCUGCAUCAUCUUCGUCGCUGUGCGAAUGUUAAAUGCCAUUUCGUUCCUAAUUCUAAUUCUUUUAGUCUCCAACUGGUAUUUUAAGUUAUUUUCUAAUCAAAACAAAUAUUUAAAGUUUGCGAAAUACCACGGAUUGUUGCUGGCUUUAAUAUAUCUCGUAGCUGUUGUUUUGUUGCCCUUUUUGGCGAAACUAUGCCUGAAAAAGGACGUUUUUGCGACUUUCUACGUCGUUCUUUCGUUCCAAGUCCUCAUGAUCAUCGCCUCAAUCACAAUGAACAUCGUCAACAAAUGGAAAAAUCGACAAUCUUUCGAUAAUGACAGUGGUUUAGGUGUUGCCAAUGUCACGAUGAUUUUUUGCACUCCGGCUUACCUUUUUCUAAUUUUAGCUUAUUUAAACGUAAUUCCGGUGUACAUCGUCCUGUUUGCUGAUGUCCUAGCCACCGGAGUUUUCCCAUUUGUGCUGUUUUAUUUGUACAAAUAUGACCGGAAUUUUCAAAUGUACUUUAAAAAAUUGUUUGUUUGCCGACGCGGAUACUCACAGACUGAAUCUGUUUCGUACAAUCUCAUCAAUAAUGUAGACCCCUAACCAAAAAAAAUGUAUUUUAGUCGUAGCAUUUUGAUUAUUUCAUUUAAAAGUCUUUCAAACUUUUUACAGGAUAAAUAUCUGCUUCAAAUUGCUCCGCCAACUGUCUGUCAUUUGUUACCUAGCAACGAGCUUGAUUGGUUGUUGCUUAGUUACUAUCUAAACGUCAAUCAUCGUUACUUAGCAACAAGUUUAUUUGCGUUGUGUGCAAUUCGUAGCAGAUACUAUGUACUUAGAUGAAUUUAUG